Messenger RNA from Arabidopsis thaliana (thale cress), 1114 nucleotides. RefSeq names its product Aconitase/3-isopropylmalate dehydratase protein. The record is from RefSeq and is marked reviewed. NCBI's taxonomy places the organism in Eukaryota, Viridiplantae, Streptophyta, Magnoliopsida, Brassicales, Brassicaceae. Gene Ontology annotation, biological process: L-leucine biosynthetic process; glucosinolate biosynthetic process. Gene Ontology annotation, cellular component: chloroplast stroma; plastid. Gene Ontology annotation, molecular function: 3-isopropylmalate dehydratase activity. The transcript is spliced from 2 exons. The coding region runs from base 32 to 787 and encodes 251 amino acids.
CAAUCUUGACCACAGCAAAGAGAAACAAACAAUGGCGGCUUCUCUGCAAUCAGCAAACCCUACAUUGUCACGAACCCUAGCUUCUCCGAACAAACCUUCCUCCUUCGCCACCUUCCGAUCUCCAUUUCUCAGAUUCAAUUCAACAUCCGUCGCUUCCAAUUUCAAACCCCUAGUUUCUCGAGAAGCAUCCUCAUCGUUCGUCACUCGCUCCGCCGCCGAGCCACAAGAAAGAAAAACCUUCCAUGGACUGUGCUAUGUCGUCGGCGACAACAUCGACACUGACCAAAUCAUUCCCGCGGAGUUUCUCACUCUCGUCCCUUCGAAUCCAGAGGAAUACGAGAAACUCGGUUCUUACGCUUUAGUUGGUCUUCCAGCUUCUUACAAGGAACGAUUCGUUCAGCCAGGUGAGAUGAAGACGAAGUACUCAAUCAUCAUUGGCGGUGAAAACUUUGGAUGUGGAUCGUCACGUGAACAUGCUCCGGUUUGUUUAGGAGCAGCGGGAGCUAAAGCAGUGGUGGCUCAGUCUUAUGCUAGAAUCUUUUUCAGGAACUCUGUUGCUACUGGUGAGGUUUAUCCUUUGGAUUCUGAAGUUAGGGUUUGUGAUGAGUGUACAACUGGUGAUGUUGCGACUGUUGAGUUGAGGGAAGGAGAUAGUAUUUUGAUCAAUCAUACGACUGGGAAAGAGUACAAGCUUAAGCCGAUUGGUGAUGCUGGACCAGUGAUUGAUGCUGGUGGUAUAUUUGCUUAUGCUAGGAAAGCUGGAAUGAUUCCAUCUGCUGCUGCUUGAUUUUGACUUCAGGUGUCAAUGGAAGUGCAUGAGAGUCACUUCAAGGAUCUUGAUCCAAUAAUAAGAAUAUGUAAUGUUUCCAAAAGCUUAUGAACCUAAUCUAUGUUUUAUGAAUAUAUAUGACUAUCGGCUUUAGUCUUCAGUAUCAGUUUCUUGUUUACAUUUGGAUGUAUCAGCUGCUAAAAAAAUGCAUAGUUUCCCAUCCCAUUUGAAACGACGUUUUCUCUCAUGUCUUCCACUAAUAUAAUCUUCUGGUCAUGAGAACAGAACAGGAGCUCUGUUUUUCUCACACAAUGAUCGAACACACUUUUGUCAUAUAGUAUAGAG